AUGUCCAAGAGAUAUCGCCAGCUACUCCCUAUCCCUCCCAACGAAAACUCGCCCCCCAACUCGCACCCAUCUGGAUCUUCCUCGACUCCACGGUCCUCCAGCGACGAACCUUUGAAGCGACAACGAAUCGGAACACAACUAGCAUGCGACUCGUGCCGUAAGAGGAAGAUUCGUUGCGAUGGAAGAAAGCCCAUGUGCGAGGCUUGUCGACGACGUGGCGAAAAGGAACCAUGCACCUAUGCCGAGACUCGGAGUCCGGGCCAGACGAGUAAGGAAACAGAGCAGAUUCUGGGGCUGUUUGAUAUAUUGAAGACAGUACCCGAGGCGCAGGCCAUCGAUGUUCUACGAGUCGUGCGAAGCCACGCAGAUCUCGAUACAGCCGUGUCGAUAAUCCAACCGCGGAUAACAAAGAACAUUAAUGACCAUGAACGCUCCCCUGAGCACCCUCGGCACCUGGGCCUUGAAGCUGAGCUCAUGGCAAGAAAUUCUCUCGCAUUUCCAGCGCUCCAACCCCUUGAAUCUAGUAUCUUGAAGAAAGUCUUCAGCGUCAGCCGGACAUCAUCGAGCACGCAAACCGACAAAACUACCCCAAUCACCAACAGUGACCCGAACCCGUUCCCAGCCCAUGAUCCUACCCAGAGCCCAGCACCCACCCUAAGCUCAUGUGACAAACGACUAGAAGAACUGAAUAUUGGGUUUUGGACCUCUGUACCAAUCGCCUCCGACUUGGCAGCAAAGGUCAUAUCACUAUAUCUGGAGACUGACCACCCUUUAUUGGGCCCCUUUGAUCCUACCCUGUUUAUGGAAGAUCUGGUCCAUUGUCGAACCAAACACUGCAGUAAACUACUGGUCAGUACCAUUAUGUACUGGAGCUGUCAAAUGUACAGUGCAGUCGACUCUACUGUUCAGUCACUCAUACCACGGUUUUGUGAAGAGGCCGAGAAACGCUGGUCCCUUGAAAAGGCGACAGAUUCUCUGCUGAAUCUUGCUGCAACACAACUUCUGGGCUUAGCAUAUCUGGGUAAUGGAAAAGAUCACUACGUCUUGACGUAUGUAUCUGAAGUGAACGCCAUGGGGGCUCGCAUGGGGCUUUUUGGCGUCGAGCAAAGCGUUGCGAUUUCGAAAGCAAAGCAAGUGAGCCCCGAGCUACAAAGCGCGACAUCGUAUGCGGCCUGGGGGGCUUUUAACUGGAUAGUGCUUAUGGCUUUGUUCUAUCAACAACCUGGCCUCUCGUAUCCCGAGCACCCCCCUAUAGUCCCAAUACCAGGACAUGAAUGGAAUGACCCUUCUGAUCCCAGCCCCGGGGCUCAUCAGCAGAGACCUAAGCAGGCGUACAUGGGAGGCACGUUUCCGAUUAUAUGUCGAUUUUGGAGAAUAAUGCACGAAGUGACAUUGAAAUACUAUCGUGAUCAGCCUCUACCGUGCGAAAGCCUCAACAGUCACAUUACACUCGCCUUUGCGGAAUACAAAUAUCGAGAGUUGAUAGCUUGGGCAGAAACACUGCCUCCAUCUAUGGUGCGUUCAGAGCGGAGUCCGCAUCAUGUUUUGGUCUUUCAUAUCUGGCUCCAUGUCGCUAUUCUGUGUGUCCUUCGCCCAUUUACAGUUCGUGCGAGGGAUUCACCGAAACCACUGCGACUGAAAACAUUUCCCUGCAGACGCAGCUCGCCUGAUGCCGCAUACAAGGCAUCCGCGAAUCAGCUCAAGCGUCUUGUGGUGAUGUACCGAGAACAAUAUGCAUGUUCAUCUUACACGAUGUUAUGGCAUACUGCUCUGAUCCACAUCGCCAAUGCGAUUCUUGGAGAUACAAAGGAUCCUGCCUGGCGCUUCUACCUAUUCUUUUGUGUCGAAAGCUACGGAGAACUACGACGAGCAUUCCGGUUUGCCGAAACGAUCGGUCGCAGCAUAUUGUCCAUGGCGCUUCAGCAAGGCGAUCUAUCCACAGACGAAGCACGAAGACUAAUGGUACAGUUUGAGGAGAAUAGGCUGACUAGUCCGUCGGAAGAUAUACGGGCGACUUUCAUGGCUGAUUUGAAUCUUGCCAUGACGGAUCCUGAAGAAGCAAGUGUAGAGAGCCUGUCUGGCAGGUUUGAGGAUAUUGCACUGUUUCGGGAGUUUACAAAUGCAGGCGACUCAAACGAGGAUGAACCAGUAGAGUCUGAUGAUAAUACUUGGGACAGGUUGUGA
Messenger RNA from Fusarium mangiferae, 2184 nucleotides. RefSeq lists its product as uncharacterized. Gene Ontology annotation, molecular function: zinc ion binding; DNA-binding transcription factor activity, RNA polymerase II-specific. The transcript is spliced from 6 exons. NCBI's taxonomy places the organism in Eukaryota, Fungi, Ascomycota, Sordariomycetes, Hypocreales, Nectriaceae. Gene Ontology annotation, biological process: regulation of DNA-templated transcription. Bases 1 to 2184 code for a protein of 727 amino acids. The record is from RefSeq and is a predicted model, not a curated record.